UAGGGUAUCAGAUUUCAACGCUGAAUUUUCUGUCUUCUGUCACUGACUUGUUUGCUGGCUGGGUGUAUUCAUUCUUCUAGAAAACGUCUCAGGUGACGACUCAUUUUUUAAGUAGAAGCAAACUCACCCGAAAAGCACUUUUUCUUCUCUACCGGAAUUUGUUGAUCACUGUCAUGGGGCAACUAUGUACAGUUACAAAGAAAACUGGAUCUACAAAAGAUGAGGGAUCCACCAAAGACAGCGGCUUUGAGAAGGAGUUUGUGGAAACUCACAACACGUAUCGCAGGAAACACGGAGCACCGCCGCUGACGCUGAGCCGAGACCUGUGCAAAUCUGCGCAGUCGUGGGCGGAUCACCUGCUGUCCGUCAAAAAGAUGGAGCACAGCGAAACCGACGAGGGAGAGAACAUUUACUAUGCCUGGAGCUCCGCCCCAAAGAAACUCACAGGAAAGGAGGCAGUAGACAGCUGGUACAGUGAGAUCAAAGAUUACGACUUCAGCAAACCGGGACCCAGUAUGGACACUGGGCACUUCACCCAGGUGGUGUGGAAGAGUUCGGAGGAGGUGGGGGUGGGUCUGGCCACCGACGGAAACACUGUGUUUGUGGUGGGCCAGUACAGCCCUGCGGGGAACAUCACCACUGUGGAGUACUUUGAAAAUAACGUCCUGCCAGCAGUGGGAUGAGCACCUGUGAUCCAUCAGAGGUGGCAAACCAUGUGACGGGUGACAGCGAAGAGGCCUAAGGCCAGAGGAGCUGAAUUUGUUUAAAAAAUGGGCUUCUUUUUAUUGAAAUUAUCACCCCGUCCUUUUUCGACAAAAGAACUGUCAUCUCUAUGGUUAAAACAUCGUCCUCACUGUCUUGUUUUAAUGAGAACUGUAGUCGUCAUGACUCCGAUGUUACCCUCUCUGUCGCUUUUCAAACUAGAGGAUCAUAUUCACUUUCACUCCAAACUAAUCAACCCAUUUCAAUUCACCAGCGCCUUGUGUGACAAAUGUGCCUCGACUGUGAAAUUAUAGGCCUUCAUCUUUGCCCUUCUCUGGAACUCUGUGGGAAGAAUGCUGCCUCACUGGUUAUUAAGCCUUUAACUGCCAGCUCUGCCGAGCGAUGUAUUUAUUUGUGUAAUUAGGAACAUAUGCAAAAGGCAACGAACAAAUCAAGCAAAUAAAUAUAAUUCAUAUGCAGAAAUAUAUGGACACAUAAGCUACAUUUGGAAACAAAAAGAAGGCCAACCACUGCCACUGUUAAAGGGUUAAAUAUUUUUUUUGAAUUUUUUU
Anguilla rostrata (American eel) is the source of this 1274-nucleotide messenger RNA. RefSeq names its product Golgi-associated plant pathogenesis-related protein 1. Gene Ontology annotation, cellular component: extracellular region. The coding region runs from base 174 to 683 and encodes 169 amino acids. The record is from RefSeq and is a predicted model, not a curated record. The transcript is spliced from 6 exons. Lineage: Eukaryota; Metazoa; Chordata; Actinopteri; Anguilliformes; Anguillidae.